This is a messenger RNA of Sclerotinia sclerotiorum 1980 UF-70, 6672 nucleotides long. RefSeq lists its product as hypothetical. The transcript has 9 exons. NCBI's taxonomy places the organism in Eukaryota, Fungi, Ascomycota, Leotiomycetes, Helotiales, Sclerotiniaceae. Gene Ontology annotation, molecular function: catalytic activity. The record is from RefSeq and is a predicted model, not a curated record. Bases 1 to 6672 code for a protein of 2223 amino acids.
AUGCCAUCAGAUGCGAACUUUGUUGAUGCCUACCCAUGCACAGCUCUUCAGGAAGGGCUGCUGGCAUUGUCAAUGAAACGAUGUGGCAGUUUUACUCCUCAGAUUAUAUGCAAGCUUCCAACAAACAUUGAUCCGAGUAAGUUCAAGGCUGCUUGGCAGACUACAGUGGAUUCAAAUUCGACACUUCGAACUAGUUUUGUACAAACGAGAUAUUCAGGCCUGCUCCAAGUAGUUUUGGCGGUAAAGCCUAUUAUUUGGUCAGAAGAUGUCAACCUAGAAGGUUACUUGAGCAAAGACCAAAAGAUCUUCCCUUCAUUUGGAAAGAAUUUAUUGAGAUACGGCCUCAUCCAUAACCGUCAAUCCAAUUGCUCGUACUUUGUUUGGACGUUUCAUCAUGCCAUUCUUGAUGGGUGGAGCAUGCGUUUGAUCUUUCGACAGGUUGAGCAAUCAUAUAGAGGAGAGAAUUUUGAACCGCUGGAGGAGUUCAAGCGCUUUAUUGCUUAUCAAUUGAGACUCGAGAGACAGUCACGGAAAGAGAGUGAGGUAUUUUGGAGAAACCACCUGGCGACCACUUCUGGAAUGCAGUUUCCUGCUGUUUCGUCGCAGCAGCAAUCACGUGCAAAUGGUUAUUCAGAACGGUUUAUUCACGUGAAAGAAAACCUUUUGGCUGGUGCAACAACCUCCACAAUUAUACAAGCCGCAUGGGCUAUACUAUUAGCACGACGUACUGCUGCAACGGAAGCUACCUUUGGUCUCGUACUUGCGGGACGGAAUUCAAAAAUUUCAGGUCUUGAUUUAAGAAAAGUCAACGGUCCAACAUUCAAUUCGUUGCCCAUGCGAGUAAUCAUCCAAGAUGGUAAAUCUGCAAAAGAUCUUUUCGCCUCGAUCCACAACUCUCGAGUCGCAAUGAACUCUCAUCAGUAUAUUGGCCUGCAAAACAUCCGCAAGCUAGGCGCGGAUUGCGCUAGGGCUUGCAGUUUCCAGAAUCUCCUCGUCAUUCAGCCCAGAUUAGAGAGAGAUAUCGGCAGUAUAUUCGGCGCCAGAGAGAAUACUAAUGAUCACUGGGCAAAGCUAAAUGCUUAUCCUUUAAUGAUGCAAUGUGAUUUGAUGGCGGGUGGAUUUACUGCAAUGGCCAGCUAUGAUUCCCACAUAAUAUCUGAUCGCGAAGUAGACACUUUGCUUCAACAAUUUGAUAACAUCAUUUCUCGUCUGUCAGAUGCAAGCACAUUAGUUGGGAAUAUAGGGCUAUCAAUAUCAGAAAUAUCAAGUCAACUAGCAAUUCAAGAGACUGGAGCUGAAGAGGUGCACUCUUGCGUUCAUGAGGUCAUUCAACAGGAGUCACAGGGCCGUGAAGCUGAAUUGGCGGUGACAUCUUGGGAUGGAGAGUUGACUCACGCCCAAUUACACUCCAUAUCUGAUCGUCUAGCAUAUCUUCUCCAGUCCGCAGGGGUUGGGCCUGAAGUUAAGGUUGCACUGAUUUUUGAAAAAUCUAUGUGGGCUAUAGUCGCCAUGAUGGCAGUGAUGAAGGCGGGCGGGGCUUUUGUACCUAUGAGCCCCGAUCAUCCUGAAGACAGAAUCAGGAAAUUGGUAAAGCAAAUAGGUGGAAUAGUGAUGCUAUUUUCAGAAAGCCUUUUUCGCUCCUUUACGGGCUUCGCUGACCAAACGUUUGCUGUGGGAAAAUCGAUGCUCGAAGCCCUUCCCCAAGGUAUGUGUAUUGGUACUGAAAUUAUCCAUAAAGGUGUCAAUCCCGCUAAAAUUGGAUCAGGUUUUAUUGGAAGUUUUCUUGUCCUUGACGAGAACGAUCAAUUGGCGCAGCGAGGGGCUGCUGGUGAGUUGUUGAUUGGCGGGCCUCUCGCAAGAGAAUAUCUUAGAAACAAUGAAAAGACGGAAGCAUCGUUCGUGCCUACACCAUCCAGUGUCCCUACGGGAUCUACCCGGUGGAAAAGAUGGUAUAGAACAGGUGACUUGGUUAAGAUGGAUGCUGAUGGGUCGAUCGUGUAUAUUGCGCGAAAGGAUACGGGUGCACAGGUCAAGCUAAAUGGUCAAAGAAUUGAGAUGGGGGAGAUUGAAACUCACCUGCAUCAAAAUCUUGACAAUGUCAUAGAUCUCGCCACAGUGAUAGCAACGCCUGUAGAUGGCAGAUCGCCAUUCCUAGCAACAUUUUUGUGUCUUAAAGAUGGAUUAAGCAGCAGAGGAAAAGAAGAAGGCUGUGUUUUCAAAGAAUGUCGUGAAAAAUCUAAGGUCCGAUCACUCAUUGACCGCUUGAGUCGCGCACUACCUCAGUAUAUGAUACCUAAAGUGUACAUUCCUCUAUCAUCAAUACCCCUCACUAUCUCUCAGAAGUGUGACCGCAAAAGACUGCAGACUCUUGCAGCCGGCUUAACGACUUCAGAGUUUGCGUAUUAUUCAGGUCAAGAAGCUACGCACUCUACCCCUUUGGCGGAGAAUGAACUUCAAAUGCAGCGUCUGUGGUCCGCUAUUUUGAAACUACCACCAGGAAAUAUAGGAAGAAAGGAUAGUUUUACACGACUUGGUGCAGACUCUAUUCUUGCUAUGAAGCUCGUUGCAGCAGCGCGAGAAGAGGGCAUUGACCUGACUGUUGCAACCAUAUUUCAGACACCAAUCCUAUCAGAUCUUGCAGAAAGCUUCGCAGAUAUUAAUGGCUCCACAGCUACUGCGUGCGAUGACAUAGAGGCAUUUUCUAUGGUCGGGGAAGGUAAUCAGCUGCUAAAGGCAACCAUUGAUGGUGGUAUCAAGACAAGUCAUGUCGAAGACUUGUACCCGUGCACCCCUUUUCAGGAAGCCAUCAUGGCUCUCUCAAUGAGUCAUCUUGGUACGUAUGUUGCACAACAUGUCUUUGAAUUAUCCAAGGAUCUAUACUCUAAUAUCGACAAAUUUCGCGCUACGUGGAACGAAGUCGUGCGUUCAAGCCCAAUUCUUCCCACGCGUAUCAUACAGCAUGAAUCUUCCGGUCUGCUGCAGAUGGUUACGACCGAAGACGUCUUAUGGAACACGCAAGACAACCUCCAACGAUAUUUGGAAUCCGACAAAUCUCUCGCCAUGGGCUUAGGAACUCCACUCAGUCGUUUCUGCAUCGUUGAAGAGUCGAACCUACAUUGUCACAAAUAUUUCUUUGUCCUGACCUUGCACCACACCAUAUACGAUGCCUGGAGUAUAAAUUUGAUGCUUCAGCAGGCGGAAAAGGAAUAUGAGAUGCUCAAAAAAAUAUGUACGAACGUUGUAGGCUCCAAUCAACCUCAAAAUGUGCAGUUCAACCGAUUUAUCAAGACUGCUCUCGACCUAGAUCAACUAGCAGCAGAAGCAUUUUGGAGAUCUGAGUUUACGAGUGAAGGUGCAGCACCUUCACGUUUUCCUACCAUCAAAGCUGGAUACCAGCCGCAGCCCAGUGAAAUAGCCAUUAAAGACAUCAAGCUGUCACGAAAAGCUAAUUCCGACUUUCGAAUCUCCAAUCUUAUCCGGACAGCUUGGGCAAUUGCGAUCAGUAACUCCUCUAACUCGAAUGAUAUUGUGUUUGGAAAAGUUCUGGCGGGACGUACAGGUUCAUCGGCUGACCUCACUAGAGUAGUCGGGCCCACACUAGCUACCGUGCCGGUCAGAAUCACAUUGAAACCUCACGAAGCAGCCCUAGCCCUACUUCAGAAAGUUCAAACUAAAAUGAUGAAAAUGAUGCCAUUCGAACAUAUGGGUCUCACAAACAUCCAACGAAUGGGAGGGGAACUGAAGAAGGCGUGCGAAUUUCAGAAUAUCCUGGUCAUACAAUCCAAGGAAAAUUCAGCCAUCGAUGAAUCGUUCAUGGGGCAACGUCAAAUGGAUCUCGUAAACGCAACCGUUUGGGACACAAAUGUUUUGACUCUCGAGUGUCAUCUUACCUCAGAUGGGCUAAAGGCAAAGGCAAUCUUUGACUCGAAAGUUAUCGCAACUCUGCAGAUGGAUAGGAUACUAUCCCAAUUCCAGCAUGUCCUUCAGCAGUUGUGCCAUGAAGAUGCGGGCAAGACUGUCCAGGAUCUCAAUUCCAUCAGCGAGAUUGACCUGCAAAAUAUCUGGGAAUGGAACUCUACAUUACCAGAUGUAUUGAAAUGUUGCGUUCACGAAGUUAUUGACGUCAUGACGAAGCAAGAUCCUCAUUCUCCAGCGAUUUCCUCUUGGGAUGGUGAUUUGACUCGCGAUGAAUCACGCCUCAUUUCACUUAUUGAACAAGUCAAAGCUGAAUUGAUUCUCUGCUUAAGCGACGUCCAACAGUCGUGCUUAGAAUUAUUCCCAGGUGGUAAAACAGUUGUCGUUUCGGAGAGCGAGAUGAAUCUAUUUCCAGUGCCGGCGGAUAUUGUGAGCAAUGUCGCCCCUGAAGACCCUCUCUAUAUUUGCUUCACUUCCGGUACUACUGGGAUUCCCCAAGGUACAGUAGUGACGCAUGAAGCAUAUUGCUCAGGUACGAGAGAUCAUGGCAAAGCGCUGCAUUUCGGUCCCACAUCUCGAUUUCUGCAGUUCGCUUCAUAUAGCUUCGAUACUUCUAUUGAGGAUAUUCUAACAACCCUUAUGACUGGAGGCUGUCUUUGCAUACCAUCUGAGGAGGAAAGAAAUUCAGAUAUCGUGGGAGCGAUAGCUAGGAUGAAUGUUAACACAGCGGAUCUUACACCAUCGUAUAUAAGCUCAAUUUCACCCGAUUCAGUUCCCUCGCUGAAAAGAGUGACACUUGGUGGAGAGCCUAUCACUGCUAAUGUCAUUAAGACUUGGGCGGAUCGUGUUCAUUUAAUUAAUGCUUUUGGAACCACCGAAUGUUGCGUAACAAGCGUAGUAAACUCAGAGAUUUCUACAAGCACCUCGCCCACAAAUAUUGGACGUGGAGCUGGUGCAAUUACUUGGAUCGUCGAUGUUGAAGAUUCGAACCGUCUUCUACCUAUCGGAUAUCUCGACGAUGAAGCAAAAACUAAAGCUGUUUUCAUCGGUAGUCCUAGCUGGGCUCGUAACUCUAGCUCGAGCCAACGUCCUGCACGUUUAUACAAAACAGGCGAUCUUGCUCAAUACAAUUCUGAUGGUACGAUCAGUUAUCUCGGUCGGAAGGAUACUCGAAUCAAACUUCGUGGACUUCGUAUAGAAAUAGCAGACGUGGAGCAUCAUCUCCUCAGUCAUCCGCAAGUCAGAAAAGCUAUGGUUGUAUUGCCUACUUCGGGGCCGUAUGCAGAUCAGCUUACGGCAAUUAUCGAACUCGAAAUUCCAACUAGUUUUGAGAAGAACGGCGGUAUCACGGUCGUCCCUCACUUGGAACUCGAAGCUUCCGGAUUUAAAUGGUCCAGCAUUGCCGAUCAUCUAAUAGAAAAUCUGCCAAGUUAUAUGGUUCCUUCUUCCUGGAUUACUAUGAAAACCAUACCCCUUCAUACCUCUGGAAAAUUGGACCGCCCUAGACUCACCAAAUGGCUCACUAGUCUUCCGUUGAUCCAAAGAGCCGAGACUUAUCCCAAAAGUGACGAAGCACCUUUGAUAUCAUCAGAUGACCAUAUUUCAUUAGAACUGAGCGAUAAGAUUGCACAACUAAUCACCAAAAAGCCAUCUUCGCAUAUCAAUUCAGAUAUCGUAGGGCGUGAUGUCAACUUGGCAUCUGUGGGAAUAGACUCCAUUAAAAUUAUGUCUCUGGCAGCUUUCAUCAAACGAGAAUAUGGGGUCAUUGUUCAUGUGCGCGCCUCAAGCGAAGAAAUUGGCAAAAAGCGAAUCAUAGCAGCAGCCAAAUCCGCAAGAUGGUGGAAUGACACUCUCGCUGCAAAACUCGAAAUCUGGACCGGUGAUCCCGCCAAACCAAUGUUAGCCCUGAGCCCUAGGCAAUGGCAAGAAUUAAACACAGUCGAUGCGAUAAUUCAUAAUGGAGCUUCAGUACAUUGGAAUGCGGAUUACCACACUCUCAGAGCCGCGAACGUCACAUCAACUUUCGACCUUCUUAGGAAUAUUUCCGGCACAAUCUCCCUUCCUAAAUUCGUUUACGUAUCCGGAGGUCGAGAUUUCGGAGAAGAAACAGAUGAUAAUACUACUGCUAAGAAAUUAAAUAGACUAGACGGAUACAGUCAAACAAAAUUCGUUUCAGAACUACUAGUACGAAAGUUUGCCCAACGAGCCGCAACUUCUGCGCAAAACCAUCAUCACAUUUCCAUCGUCAAGCCCAGAUUAAUAAUCGGCACCACACAGGAAGGAGUCGCCAAUACCACCGAUUUCCUAUGGCGAUAUGUCGCUGGCGCCAUAACCAUAGGCGCCUACCCCCUCCCAUGCAAAAAUGACUGGUUAACCGUCGCACACGCCGAUCUCAUUGCUUCUUCUACCAUUAAUACUCUGAUUCAUACUCCCAAAAAUCAAAAGUACACUUUAGAUAUAAACUGCGGAAUCUCCAUGCAAAAAUUCUGGGAUCUGGUUAAUAAACAUAUGGGCGAUCGACUUCGACCGAUUUCUUCAUAUGAAUGGUUUCUGUUAAUACAAAAGGAUCUCGAGAGGCGCACUGAGAUGCAUCCGCUGUGGCCGGUGGCGCAUCUUAUUAGCUCGGAGGGAAAUUUGGGGAAGGAUAGGAAGCCGAGGGAAUGGGAUGGGUUGGUGGAGAAGGAGGUAGACGUAGAGGUAGAGGAGGCGGUGGGGAAGAAUGUGGAGUUUUUGAGGGAGAUGGGAUAUUUUGAUUAG